AUGAUAGAUGGAAUAUGCAUUUUACACACUGAAUCAUCUUACAUGUUUCAUUACUUCUACAAUCCAUAAUACAAUGACAAGGACAUUACUAAGAGGUUAAACAUCAUCUAGCUUAAGAUUAACAAGCAAUAAAGUCUGAAGAAGAAAAUUGAACUGGAUCAGAGCACUUAGCUUCAAAACUUGAAGUUUCUGAACUCAAAGUUGCUAGAACUAAAUGAGUAUAAAAGAAUCAAGAAGUAAGAGAAGUAGUAAUAGCUAAUGCAGGAUGAUGAAGAUGAGGAGGAAGAGUAAUAUAUAUAGAAUGCUAGAGGUGAUGCUGAAUACAAGGAUAAAGGUAGCAAAGACUUAGAAAAAGUUGCAAGGGAGGGAGUGAUCUACUUAAGAGAUAAGGAUAUUAGGCAGUAUUUUGGGGAAAAAGAUAGAUUGAUUAUUUGGAGGGAAUUUAGGAAAGUGAUAGUAGCCAUAAUAGCCGAGACAGAGGAUUUAAACUUUGCUAAUGUUUCAGUAUUCACCACGUUUUUAUUGAAGGAGGUGAUUAACUUAAAGAAUUAAGAGAUUGAGAAGAAAAGAAAUAAGCAAAAGUCUAAAAAUAUAUUUGCUUUUGAUUCAGAGGAAGAUGAUGAUUAGCAUAAUAAUUAAUAGAGUGAGCAGCGAGAUAAAAAGUAGAGUAAGAGUGGGCUUCCAAAUGAAGAGAAAUUACUAGAUUUGCUUUAGAAAGUAGCUCUGUAAGAGUAUAGCUCAGGGUUGUUACCAUUUUAUACCAUUGACUAUUUCAAAUUUAGAUGCUAUAAAUAAACUGAUUAUUGA
Stylonychia lemnae is the source of this 807-nucleotide messenger RNA. Lineage: Eukaryota; Ciliophora; Spirotrichea; Sporadotrichida; Oxytrichidae. The record is from the annotation of a GenBank genome assembly.